AUGCAAUCUACCGAGUCGUUCCAUGCGUUACCCACUCGGUCUGAUGUUGAGGACCCCAACGAGAGACGCAAGAUUCAAAACAGGAUUGCUCAAAAGAAACAUAGACAAAAGAUGAAGCGGCGAAUUGAAGAGCUUGAGACCAAAGUCAACAACCAAUGCCAAACGUCGAAUUGGACCAGCCACGCACCCACAGAUUCCUGCCAAGAGCAGCAAUUCCUUGACAAUACAGACUUUGGACUGAUGCUAGAGGAUGAUUUGCUAUACCGUGAACUUUCCGCCAGCCUCGACGGUGCGGGAUUAACCGCUGUGGCCCAAAUGCAUGAUUCUCCACGACCGAAUCAGCAGCAAAGACUUUCGGUUUCGGGCAUGCCUAGCAGCCCGACCUCCACCAGCAACGUUGCACAGCGAGGCCUUUCUAUCGGCGAUCAUAGCUCAGCUUCCAACCAUUUAAGCUCUUUAUCUUUAGUUCCUGGAUCGACAGAAGGGAGUCUUCCAACUCGACAGCACGAUAAUCUGUGCAACCAAGACCUCCGCGACAUGGUGCCCGAGGAGAAAAUGAGUCGUAUUCUCAAGGUUAUUCAGGAUGCGGGUUACAAAGACAUGGAUUCAUUCAUGACUGAGUAUUAUGUGAGGGAUUUCGAUGCUUCGUCACACGUCAGCGCCGUCCAAAGGCAGAGUCGAAGUCGGCGGUUGAGAGGCUUCUUGGAGCAGCUACGAGUCGGUGCAGAAAGCUGGUCUGACUAUGAAGCACAUGAUUACCAACAAGAGAUAUCUAAAUCAGCCGAAGCCAUCUACGCCAAAGAACUCGAUGUCUUUAGCACCACCACUCUCGGAGAAAAUGCUUCUUUCCAAGGACUGGCCAGUUUGUAUCGAGUGCUGCAGAGCACCGUAGGGUCGGAUAUUGAGAACCAUCUCCGACACGAACAGUCGAUGAUGCAGAGACAGGUUAGUGAGAUAGUUCACCGCCAAGUAUAUACCUUCAAUCCAGCUCAAUGCUAA
This is a messenger RNA of Fusarium graminearum PH-1, 999 nucleotides long. RefSeq lists its product as uncharacterized. The record is from RefSeq and is a predicted model, not a curated record. Bases 1 to 999 code for a protein of 332 amino acids. NCBI's taxonomy places the organism in Eukaryota, Fungi, Ascomycota, Sordariomycetes, Hypocreales, Nectriaceae. Gene Ontology annotation, molecular function: DNA-binding transcription factor activity. The transcript has 2 exons. Gene Ontology annotation, biological process: regulation of DNA-templated transcription.